Messenger RNA from Seminavis robusta, 404 nucleotides. The record is from the annotation of a GenBank genome assembly. NCBI's taxonomy places the organism in Eukaryota, Bacillariophyta, Bacillariophyceae, Naviculales, Naviculaceae.
AUGGGAGCACCCCAAGUCGACGAACCCGAGCUGUCUCUGGACGACGUGUUCAACGUCAACAAAGAUGCCGACAAUGCCACCAGCACUGGCGGUAGUAGUACCAAUAAUAAUGGAUCGUCCAAUCGGAGCUGGGGCUUUGCGUCGGUCGAGAGACGAUUGGAUCUCAACCUGAGUCUCAACUUGGAACGACAAGAAGCCAAGAUGAAUGCCUUGAUGCUGAAAGGUGACACGACAUUCCGUCCGUCCCCUGCCGUGGCCCAAUUGACGUCGACGGUCGACGCGUUAGAAGACGAUUUGACGGGGAUGCUGGACAGUGUGGCGGCAUUGAGCAACAACUUUGCGCAAUGGCGGAAACAAACGCAGCUACACAAGAGACAGCAAUCCAGGUUAAUACGACACAACAU